CAACUGAUAUAUUUGAUAAUUUGUUAUUGUUAAAACAAGAAAGAACAGGAAAAAAGCUCUUCAAUGAGAUUUUUCUAACCUUUGUUUAUUAAUGAUGGAUGGAUGGCAUUAUCUAUUGGAAUCGUAUUCUUCUAAGUUGAACUAGAGCUGCAAAAGUUGACAUCAAUCACCAAAAAUAAGGAAUUUGAUACCGAUCCUUUUGAGUCAUUAGCAGAAUUUUAUUUCAAAAUACUGUCUUAGUUUUGUUGAUUAUUCUGUACCCAAAUCGAACAAAUUACUUUAAAAACAAUAAUAGCCCCUUUAUUUCACUUCUACAAUUUAAGAUUAACAAGAACCAUCUCAGAAGAUGAACUUCUUGGUGGAUUUUCUAAUUUACUUCCAAUUUUUCUUGUGGUUUUGAAUUUUUGUUAUAAUAAUGUGAGUUGUUUCGAAUGCAAACCAGAAUCCUCGUUGGUAUGCUGCGAUCUCGUCACUGAAACAAGCUUCGUGUCAAGUGGGUUGACAAGGAGGGGAAAAAAUCAUAAAGGCCUCUGUUUUCAUAAUGCUAUAACUUAUUUUCUUUGAGAGUUGAAGCAUAAGAGAACGAGUCUUGAGUUUGCUUUUUAAAACCAAGCGACGACCUUACUUGAACAAGAUUGGUUCUAUAGGUUACAACUCAAGAACUGAAGGGUCUGAACUCUGAACUUAUUGUUCUAACUGGAGCAUAAACGAUUUCAAUAGGCAGAAGAAUGGAAUAAGUUGUUUUUCUUUAGCAAGUAGUGGUAAUUGGUUAAACUAAUGGCAGAGAUUCGCAGAGAAGAUGGUGGGGGAAAGCUUUUGAUACAAAACUUUUUCUUUACGUGAUUGAAUAAAAGUAAGAAGACUGACAAUAAAAUAACGAACUAGGAGAUGCUUUUUUGGCUUUAGGUUACAGAGGAGGUGGUGAUGGUUUCUUUCUUGUUCCAAGAGAGGUAUCACUCUUUUUGCUUCUUUUCACAUAUCUCUAACUCACCUUUAUGUUUCUAUUUCCUACAAACUUAAGUGGGUCUUGAGCUGUAAAAACUCAUUUUUUUCCCAUUUUCACUCUCAAGUUUCUUCCUAGUUCUUUCACUCCAAUGCUCGCCUUCUGAAACUUUGGCCCUUGUUUGAUUUUGUUGUUCCAUUUCUUGGUUUUCGUGUGGGAUAAAGGCAUAACUUUUGUCCAGGACUUUGACUUGUUGGUUUUUGCCUUGUAUUGGUUCUUCUUGGGCUUUGAUAAUUCAAGAAAUUGGAGUUUCUUUAUAGCAUUAGAAGACAAUACUUGGGAUAAGAGUUGUGAAUUGUUUAGAAGAAAAGAAGGAAAAGAAAAAGAAGCAUGGCAGGAGGUGGAACGUCUGCACCACCGCCAAAACAGGAGGAGCUGCAGCCACAUCCAGUGAAAGAUCAACUACCAAAUGUUUCUUAUUGCAUUACCAGUCCUCCUCCAUGGCCCGAAGCAAUUCUACUUGGUUUCCAACAUUACUUGGUCAUGUUGGGAACAACAGUGCUAAUUCCCAGCUCUUUAGUUCCCCAGAUGGGAGGAGGAAAUGCAGAGAAAGCAAAGAUGAUCCAAACACUGUUGUUCGUCGCUGGUUUGAACACGUUGCUGCAAACAUUUUUUGGUACUCGUUUACCUGCAGUAAUUGGAGGAUCUUAUUCAUAUGUGCCAACAACAAUUUCAAUUAUUUUGGCGGGUCGAUAUAGUGACAUUGUAAAUCCCCAAGAGAAAUUCGAGAGAAUUAUGCGUGGAAUUCAGGGUGCUCUCAUUGUUGCCUCAACUCUCCAGAUUGUAGUCGGUUUCAGUGGUCUUUGGCGAAAUGUUGCAAGGUUCUUGAGUCCACUCUCUACUGUUCCUUUGGUAGCUCUCUCAGGAUUUGGGUUAUAUGAAUUGGGUUUUCCAGUGCUAUCAAAGUGUGUAGAGAUUGGCCUUCCACAGCUCAUCCUACUUGUGGUAUUCUCACAGUAUAUACCUCACAUGAUAAAAGGUGACAGACACGUAUUCGACCGUUUUGCUGUUAUAUUUUCAGUUGUGAUUGUUUGGAUAUAUGCUCACCUACUCACUGUGGGUGGUGCAUAUAAGAAUGUGAGUGUAAAGACUCAACUAAGCUGUCGUACUGAUCGUGCGGGAAUUAUAGGUGGUUCUCCAUGGAUUAGUAUCCCAUAUCCCUUUCAAUGGGGAGCACCCACAUUUGACGCUGGAGAAGCUUUUGCAAUGAUGGCUGCUUCAUUUGUCGCACUCGUUGAGUCCACUGGUGCCUUCUUUGCGGUUUCUAGAUACGCUAGUGCAACUCCACUCCCACCAUCUGUUCUUAGCCGUGGUGUCGGUUGGCAGGGAGUGGGCAUCUUGUUUUCUGGUAUAUUUGGCACAGGAAACGGAUCCUCGGUAUCUAUUGAAAAUGCUGGAUUGUUAGCAUUAACACGUGUUGGUAGCCGGAGAGUGGUCCAAAUUUCUGCUAGUUUUAUGAUAUUCUUUUCUAUACUGGGAAAGUUUGGAGCCAUCUUUGCUUCAAUUCCGGCCCCGAUAAUCGCAGCUCUAUACUGCUUUUUCUUUGCCUAUGUUGGUUCAGCAGGUCUCAGCUUCCUUCAGUUUUGCAAUCUCAACAGUUUUAGGAUCAAGUUCAUAUUAGGCUUCUCUAUCUUCAUGGGGUUAUCAAUUCCUCAGUACUUCAAUGAGUACACUGCUGUUAACGGCUAUGGUCCUGUCCACACUAGAGCAAGAUGGUUCAAUGACAUGAUCAACGUGCCUUUUGCAUCCGAGCCGUUUGUUGCUGGAUUUUUGGCUCUGUUCCUCGACGUCACACUACAUAGCAAGGACAAUGCAACAAAAAAGGACAGAGGAAUGCACUGGUGGGAUAAAUUUCGCUCAUUCAAAACCGAUACAAGAAGCGAAGAAUUCUAUUCUCUUCCUUUCAACCUCAACAAGUUUUUCCCAUCUGUUUGACUUCACUUCAGAUUAAAUGGUUUUGUAGUCAUGACAUCAAGUUGAAGGCUAUGUGAUAGUGUAAUAGUAUGCCUUGUAGUACCUGAUGUUUUAUUCUUUUUUCUUUUCUUGAGAAAAAGUAUAUUAUAUAUGAAAAUCCCCAUUUGUGAGUCUUGCCAAUACUUUUUAGCUAAAUCCAAUGUGUGUUCGCUUCAGAUAACAGUGAAGUUUUCAUGGGGUUAUCCUUUAAUUCAGGUCAUGUUUUAGUAUAUUAUUUUUAGAAUAUUGAAAAACUUACGCCUCUUUUUUCUUUU
Cucumis sativus (cucumber) is the source of this 3231-nucleotide messenger RNA. RefSeq names its product nucleobase-ascorbate transporter 7. The record is from RefSeq and is a predicted model, not a curated record. Gene Ontology annotation, biological process: transmembrane transport. Gene Ontology annotation, cellular component: plasma membrane; plasmodesma. The transcript has 14 exons. NCBI's taxonomy places the organism in Eukaryota, Viridiplantae, Streptophyta, Magnoliopsida, Cucurbitales, Cucurbitaceae. Bases 1334 to 2938 code for a protein of 534 amino acids. Gene Ontology annotation, molecular function: transmembrane transporter activity.